UGAAAACCCUUCUUCUUCUCCAUCUCCACCCACUCACCACCACCGCCAUGAUAACACCACCACCACCACCUUCGCCUUCUUCUCCGCCACCAACCUUCUCAUCGGAAAACGAGUGGGGCCCAUACACAACCACAAGAGACUUCGAUGCAAAAGCCGCCAUCAUCCUCAUAACCCUCAUCGCCGCCGUCAUCACCGCCCUUUUCUUCUUCCAAGCUUUCCUUCGUUUCCUCCUCCGCCGCCUUCGCCAUCAAAUUAAACCAAUCAAAUCUCUCCCCGUUGAUCCCCCACCUGCUCUCCUCUUCUCUCCUUCCACCAAGAUGGCCGGCGCUAGCUCCGAUUGCGCCAUUUGCCUCUCCGACUUCGCCGCCGGCGAUCGCGUCCGUGUUCUCCCUUCUUGCGGCCAUGGCUUCCACGUUAAGUGCAUUGAUGCUUGGCUCGCUUCCAAGCCUUCCUGCCCUACUUGCCGCGCCGCUUUCGGCGGUGGCUCCAGUGCCGGCGCCGGCGCCGGCCAGCCGGAGCCGUGAGGAGGGUUUAGGGUUUGGAUGGGCGUUGAUGCU
Dioscorea cayenensis subsp. rotundata (Guinea yam) is the source of this 557-nucleotide messenger RNA. RefSeq names its product RING-H2 finger protein ATL79-like. Gene Ontology annotation, biological process: protein ubiquitination. Gene Ontology annotation, molecular function: transferase activity. Bases 48 to 524 code for a protein of 158 amino acids. The record is from RefSeq and is a predicted model, not a curated record. The transcript has a single exon. Lineage: Eukaryota; Viridiplantae; Streptophyta; Magnoliopsida; Dioscoreales; Dioscoreaceae.